GGGAACGGGGGAUAGUGUUUGGAGUCUGGGGAGGGGAGGGUGAGAUUUUGGACUGUUCCGGAGGGAAAUGAGUUCUGAUCCUGUUUGCGAGGUCAGUGCAGCUUUAAAUGGUGUCUUUAGUUCUCUCUCCCUUGGCCAAACGUCUGUAGAGUGAGCCCCGCCUCCGUCAGCUGUCAGAUACAAAUAGGAGGGGGCCCUGGGCAUACAGCCGAUGCUGGGACCUCGCACCGCGAGUACAGUAGCAGCAGCAGAACAGGGGAGGGGAGCAGAGAGAAGGGAGUGAGCAGCUCUCCGCCAGGUUGGGUACCCCUGCCUGAAAGAGAAAGGUGGCCCGGGUGAGAAUCUGGGCAGGGAAGUAAAAGCAGGGAGACAGAGAGGGAGAAGUCAGGCCUGAGAAACUUUUAUUUCGUUCUGAGCAACUUUUGAGUUCCCUAUCCUCUGUGUGUGUGUGUGUGUGUGUGUGUGUGUGUCUUUCUCUCUGUGUCUGCCUCUUUCUGUGUGUUUGUCCCCGUCUCACUCUCUCUCUCUGUGUCUCUGUGUGUCUCUCUCUCUCCUUCUGUCUGUAUCUCUGUCUCUUUCUGUCUGUUCUCUCUCUGCCUGUGUGUGUCUCUGCGUCUGACUGACUCGCUCUUUCUGCUUGUGUGUCUCUGUCUCUCUCUCUGCAUCUGUGUGUGUCUCUGUGUCUGUCUGACCCUCUCUCUCUGCCUUUGUGUCUGUCUGUCUCUCUCUCUCUGCCUCUGUGUGUGUGUGUCUCUGUCUGCCUCUCUCUCUCUCUGCCUCUGUGUGUGUGUGUGUGUCUCUGUGUCUGUCUGUCUGUCUCUCUGCCUCUGUGUGUGUGUGUGUGUCUCUGUGUCUGUCUGUCUGUCUCUCUGCCUCUGUGUGUGUGUGUGUCUCUCUCUGUACCUGUCUCUGUCUCUCUCUCUGCCUCUGUGUGUGUCUCUCUGUCUGUCUGUCUCUCUCUCUGUACCUGUGUGUGUGUGUGUGUGUGUGUGUGUGUGUGUGUUUGUCUCUCUCCCUCUCUGUAUUGUGGAGGGAUGGGGGGAUCCCCGGACUCCGAUCCCACUGUGCGGAUGAACAGUACCUGCGAGAAGACCACUCAUAUCCUGGAGAACAGUCAGCCUGUGGUCAGCAUCGUGAUGUUCACUGCAGGGGUGGUGGGUAAUGUGUUGGCAUUGGCCCUGCUGGGGGUGCACAGGAAGGAGCUGCGAACCAAGUCCUCGGUUUUCUGUAUCCUGGUAACCGGGCUGGCAGUCACCGACCUGAUGGGCACCUGCUGCCUCAGCCCCAUGGUGUUUGUGGCGUACGCCCAGGGGCGCUCACUGCUCGGCCUGGCAGAAGGAUCUGGCCUCUGCUCCUUCUUCUCCAGCGCCAUGACUUUCUUUGGGCUGGCAUCCACUCUGCUGCUAUUCGCCAUGGCGGCCGAGCGGUGCCUGGCUAUCAGCCACCCGUACCUCUACCCCCAGCACGUUGGCAGGAGCCGGGCCAAGCUGGCACUGCCCACCAUCUACAUCUUCGCUGGGCUCUUCUGCCUCCUGCCCGUCGUCGGCUUCGGCCAACACAAGCAGUACUGCCCGGGGACCUGGUGCUUCCUGCAGAUGGAGUCCGGCAAUUGGGCUGUGGUGGGCUUCUCGCUGCUUUAUGCCAGCCUCAUCGCCUUGCUGGUGCUCGCCGUGGUUUUGUGCAACGCCUCGGUGAUCGUCAGCCUCUGCAAGAUGCACCAGAGCCAGAGAAGCCGGCGCGGCUCAGUGCUAUCGUCCCAGAGGAAGGCUCGCAGGAGGAGCAUCUUCGGCCAGAGGGAGGAGGAAGUGGACCACCUCAUCCUGCUCGUCUCCAUGACUGCAAUCUUCGCCAUCUGCUCCCUGCCCCUCACGAUUCGUGGAUUCAUCAACGCCAUCAGACCUGACAAUGACGACCAGAAGGACCUCAUGGCCUUCCGUUUCUACGCCUUGAACCCCAUCGUCGACCCCUGGCUCUUCAUCAUCCUUCGGAAGUCUGUGUUCCGGAACAUUCAGAGGAUCCUCUGCUGCCGUUUCUCAAUGCCAAUCCGCAACAACACCUUCCAAGAGCCGUUAAAACAGCAGAGCAUCUCGUUGUGUUGACGAAGGCCUGGAAGGAAAGCUUGGCAGGUCGUGAGAGAGAAAGAGAGAGACGGAGAUGGGUUUUCCAUGACUGAGGUGGCUCUCAGCAAGCGAGGGACAGUGACUGGAACUGAGGCAACGAGGGGUUACCAGGCAUGGUUGAAACUGGCAUGGAGAAGGAAGGAGAGGAGCAUGUUCACCCAAUAUCGACUGGCUCCAGUAACUUCUAUUGCACGUCUAGCCCACAAACUUUGACCCUCUUGAAAAUGAUGCAAGGAGCUUUAUUCUCAGCUCAUUCAGAGGGUACCUUCAGCCUACCAUCCUCACUCCUUAACUCUGUCCCUCGGCCUCCCAGAUGGUACUAACCCAGGCCUACCUCAACCUGAAGUGGGAAUUAAACUAUUGAACUAACUGUCAUGCGGACUGAAUUAAUUUAUAACAGGACUGAGGGAAUGAUGUUAAUAAUAUCUGUAUAUAUAUAAAAAAUGAUGCCCUGAGCACAAUGCUGGAAAAUAAUAUGGUACUCAGAUAUUCUACAAAGUUUUCUUUGUUCCUUUAUUAGCUUUGCUGGCAAGACCAGUCGCCCAUUCCUGUUUUAAGCUUUAAGAUGGUGAUGAGCUGCCUUCUUGAACCACUGCAGUCCCCAUGUGAUGUAGGGGCACCUACAAUGCUUCUAGGAUUUUGUCGCCACAACAACAAAAGGGUGAUAUAUUUGCAAAGUCAUUGCAGUGUGUGGCUCGGAGGGGGGCUUGCAGAGGGUGGUGUUCCAGUGUAUCUGCUGCCCCUUUGUCCUGUGAGGUGUUAGAGUUCAAGAGCUUGGAAAGUACAGUGAAAAAAUAACAAUAGGACGUCAUGUAGAUGGUAGGCACUACUGCCACUGCACAUGGGCUAGUGAAUGUUUAAAGUGGCGAAUGAGUUACUGAUUGAGUGAGAUGCUUUGUGCUGUGAGUGUUGAACUAAUCCAGGCUAAUGGCAAUUAUUCCAUCAAUGGGUGCCCUCUGUUUUGUGUGCCUUGCAGAUGAUGGACAAGCAUAGAGCAUUUCCCCACCGCCCACCCAACAGGAUCAUGGUGUAUUUAACAAUGGUAGUGGAUUUGAAUGCAAAGCAAGAGGGUUAGAUUCUCUCUUGUUGCAUGGCGAGAAUGUGACUAACCCUAACCCAGCCUGAACAUUCUCCAGGUCUUUCUGUGAACAGGAAAGAUUUGUCAGUAUCUGAGGAGUUUGUGAAUAGAACAUUUCAAUCACCAACAAAUAUUCCCUAUUUCUGACUGGGUAGUGGGGGGAAGGUCUGUGCUCAAGCAGUGAAGCCAGAUUGUGCUAAGUCUGAAUUACUCCUGGGCCUAAGGUGAUUGUCCUCCAAUAACACAGCCACCUCCUUUGUGUUAAAUGUAAUAGUAUAUCGAGAUGUAAGACACAAUGAGUUUAAUGUUCCAGAGUCUUAGAUUCAGCAUUGUGAUGUUCGGCGAGAUUUUGAAAUAAUGAGUUGGCUGUUUAUUUUUAAUUGAACUUUCUUUGUAAUGUGUCGCUGGUAAAGUGGUUCUCUAUCGCUCACAACACCAGGUGUGAGACCAAAAUAGAAACCCCCUCCAGUGGCACUGUGUGUGUGUGUGUGUGUGUGAGAGAGAGAUAGAGAGUGUGUGUGUAUAUGUGUGUGUAUGUGGGAGAGAAAGAGAGAUAGAGAAAGAGUGUGUGUGUGUAUGUGUGUGUCUGUGUGUAUGUGUGUGCGCGCACACGUGUCCUCAAAGUAUCCGUGACAGUGCCUAGACUCACAGCGUCCCUGAUAGUGUCUAGAUUCUCAGUUCUGGUGGUUUCUGAGUAGCUGUGAAGUCUGUCUGGUCUCUUAGCAUCUGGUCUCAGUGAAUGUGCCGUUGUCUGAUCCCUCAGCGACUGUCACAUGUGCCUGCCCUUUCAGUAUCUGUGAUAUUUGUGUGGUCUUUCAGUGACGAUGAUCAGUGGCUGUAAUGUGAUCAAUACUGUACGAGUUCUUGCAGGAAAUAAUGUUAAAAGCAUGAAUAUCUUCACCUUAUCUCGUGUCAGGGUAAAAGUUAAGAAAUCAUUUGAAAUAUUUAUCUUUAAAGUAAUGUCAAAAAAUGCUUCUCGAUAUUGGUUAAUUGCUGGAUUUUUUGAACUUUCUAUUCGGGAAAUGCCUGUCAGGAAAAGUGACACAGAUGAUGGACACAGUCAGUCUUUCCAAAAAUUUAAUCCCUAAACAACACUUACUUAUUUUGUUGAAACGAGUGAAUAAGGUCAAGGUGAAUGGAAAGUGUGAGCAAACAGUCAUUUUGUAAGCUUUUAUGUAUCAGAUGAGGUGAUCAUUGUCACUUUGUUGUUCUUGCGGAUGUGUGGUUUUUUUUAAGAAUGCACCCCACUCGCUCUACUGAAGGUGCCGAAGAACACCCGUCUUGUCCCAGCCGUUUGGCUGACUUUCACAAUUCUGUGAAUGUGUGCGAUUGUUUUGCACAGCCUGCAACCUUCUGCAUUGAGGCCUCGCCUUUGCCAUGGUUAAGUGUUCGCUCCAAAAUCGAGUCAAGAACUGACAGACAAGCCGAAAUAGUUUGCAUCGGUUUUGGCGGAACCUGAAACACUGGGAAGGACAGUUUCAGGGUAAGAUGUCACUCAUUGAGGACUGAGAAGGAAAGAAAUUGCUUUCAGAGGGUUGUGAAUUUUAGGAAAACUCUUCCCCAGAUGGGUCAUUGUUGAGGGGUCAUUGCUGCGAGCUAUCUUGGAGAAGCGAAGGAUAUAGGGAGUUGGCUGGAAAGUGGAAUUGAAGCCUAAGAUCAGCCGCGACUGUAUUGAAAAUCUCCAGAGGCUGAACCCUCCAAUGCUGCCACCUUCAUGUUUCAUUUCUUUUUCGUUGCUGCAAGAAAUAUUAGGAAAGGUCCGUCAAAAGGGAUAGGUUUUCCGGGCUGCCUCAGAGGAAGUACAAGAGGUUCAGAGAGGAAAUUCCAGAGCUUGGGAAUGAGACGGCUCAUGGCACAACCACCAGAGCUGGGGGGUAAUUCUGUACAACUCUAUGACUCUAAAUCUUGAAGAAGCAACAAGCUGGAAUUGGAGCAUCAUGGAAAUCCUGUAGGGAGGGUCACCAAGACGGGAAGUAAAGAACCAGGAGCCCUGCUUAAUGUUCUGGUGACAUGGGUUUGAAUCUUAUGACAGCUGUUAGAACUUAAAUACAAUUCAUAAAUCUGGGCUAUUGAGCUAAUCCCGUGAUAGUCAACAUGACAACACAAAGGAAGUAAUUGAGUUUUAAGCCAUUAUUUGGAAAGGGCGGGGAUGGGUGAAUUCAGCAUUGACAGUAAAGAGGUUUCCUCAGCUCAUGAACCAGACUUGAGUUCCUGUUGCAGUUGCUGAAGAAGUGCUGCACUCUCUCAAUCCUACCCCAAGACCCUUUAAACUAAGGCCUAUCGGCCUCACACUCAGAUGGAUGUGAAACAUCCCAGACCGAAAUGAGUUAGGAGCAGAAGUAGGCCCCUCAGGCCCAGUCUGCCCUUCAGCAAGAGUAUGGCUGACACAGUUAGCCCACAUUCCACACCCCACCCCCAACAAUAACCUUUCCCACCCCCCACCCCAACCUUAUCAAGUCAUACAGCAUGGAAAUUGACCCUUCGGUCCAACCAGUCCAUGCCGCCCAUAAUCCCAAACUAAGCCAGUCCCACCUGCCUGCUACUGGCUCAUAUCCCUCCAAACCUUUCCUAUUCAUGUAAUUAUCCAAAUGUCUUCCACCACUUCCUCUGGAAGUUCAUUCCAUACAUGAACCACCCUCUGUCUUUUUAAAAUCUUUCUCCUCUCACCUUAAAAAUAUGCCCCCGGUUUUGAACUCCCCUACCUUGGGGAAAAGACCCUUGUCAUUAUCACCUUAUCUAUGCCCCUGAUGAUUUUAUAAACCUCUACAAGGUCACCUCUCAACAUUCUACGCCCAAGUGAAAAACGCCCCAGUCUAUCCAGCCUCUCCUUAUAACUCAAACCAUUCCAUUCCAGGCAACAUCCUGGUAAAUCUCUUCUGAACACUCUCCAGCUUAAUAAUAUCCUUCAUUUAACAAGGCUUUCAAAUGAUUCAAAAGCACUUCUUCAGCUGCCUUUUGAGAAAGACAGUUCUCAGGUUUCAUGACCCUCUGACAGAAGAACAAUUCCUUAUCUCUAUGGUAAAUGGGCAACACUAUAUUUUUUGAACAGUGACCACUAGCUUUAGAAUCUCUGCUCAGAGGAAAUAUUCUCUCCAGCUUCAGCCAGUCAAGACCCUUCAGGACAUUAGGGAUAGUAAGAACUGCAGAUGCUGGAGUCUGAGAUAACACAGUGUGGAGCUGGAGGAACACGGCAGGUCAGGCAGCAUCAGAGGAACAGGAAAGUUGAUGUUUCAGUUCGGGACCCUUCAGGACAUUAGAUUUUUUUUCAAUCAAUCAUCAAUGGUCGUAGAAAUCACAUCUGGUUCACCGAUGUCCUUUAGGGAAGGAAAUCUGACAUCCUUACCCAGUUUGGGCCUACUCGUGACCCAUAGCCUCAACUGAAAACUUCCUGUUAAACUACUCGGUUCAAGCACAGGGCAUGAAGUGGGCAAAUGGUCAAGAAAGCCUAGCUUUGAUAGGGAUGCCCAAUUCCCAUGAAAAGUACAAAGAACAAGCCCUCAGUGUUUUGGAGACAGUGUAGAGAUAGGGUGAUUGCAUAACUGAAUCCAAGGUUCUGACUACACGGGAGCCACUAUCUCUACAAGCUCCUUUAGUCCUCUAAACAGUCCGUGUUCUUCCAACCCUGGACCCUUGCACAUCUCCAACUCCCGUGGACUACAACUUGCAGCCUGUCCUUCAGCAGUUUGGGUUCUAAGCUCUGAAUGUCUCUCCACCUAUCUCUAGGGCAAGCCUUUGCAUUUUGUACAAGCCUGUCUAAACUCUCAUAUGCAGCCUAUUCAUUAUACUCCUGGUGGCCAGAUUGUGAAGAUAGAAGCUGGAGUCAGCAUUCACUCGGAAUGAAUUUAUUCACGGAGUGAAACAGUACAAGGUAUAUGUCUCCUAACUCCACUCUCCUGCAUCUUAAUGCGCGCUUAGGUAACCAUUCAAUUAGUUCCCUCUCUCUGUAUGUGACCUCAAUUGAUGCCAUUAGCCAAAUGAUCCCAAUCACGAGAGGACAUUUAAAGUGUUAAAGUUUAGCUAAUGAGUCUGUACUUUCAGGAAGAGAAAGAUGGUUACAGAUGUUGAAAUUCAUAUUUUAAUGGCACAAACAGAUGUCACAGUCCCACUCCCCAAAACUAUUCAAAUGGCUAAUGUCACCAGCUGAACAGCAGAUGGGAAUAGCUUUAAUCAAUGAUGAUAUGAGUUUGACUAUAGCUUGCCAACUAGUCCAGGAAUGCCUGGGAACUAACAAUUAAUCAACAACUGUGAACAAACCAGAGGGACUAAUUCGUAGGGCAUUGAAAAUUGUACAUUCGCUUUCUUUUAAAGUAUAACAACCGAAAGAACUGUGGAUGCUGGAAAUCAGAAGCAAGUCAGUUUUUAUUCAAUAUUUAACUCACUGCCAAAUCUCUUCCAGGCAUACCCACCUUGAGGGGGUUCUGCGCCUCUCUCUGACUGGAUUUCUACUCCAAUUUUCUCUUGUCUCUAUCUCCACCUCUCCUUAUCCCCUUCCCCUACACUCUCUUCUGCAUAUAAACCAGGCAUCUUCCCUAGCUACCCGUCAGUUCUGAGGAAAGGUCACUGGAACCAAAACGUUAACUCUGAUUUCUCUCCACAGAUGCGGCCAGACCUGCUGAGUUUUUCCAGCAAUUUCUUUUAAAGUAUGCUCUCUGGUUUGGUUGCCAGUUAUUUAAAAACCAUUGGAGAUAGAAAUAAAGACUGGCACCCAAGAAGUGGCAUUUACUGCUCUGUGCUGAGUUAGCUGAUCUCAGCUGGAGGGAAGUAAUUGAGUUUUAGGCUCAAUUAUUUGGAAAGGGUGAGCAUGGGGAGUUCAGUGUUGAUAGUCAGAAGUUCCAGACCCUCUCCGAAGCUCAUGACCUCGGCUUAAGUUGCUGUGGCAUUGCUGCUUGCUCCCAAUCCUACCAAUGACCCUUUAAACUGAGGCCCAAUGGCCGCACACUCUGAUGAAUGCAAAAGAUUCCAGGCCGAUGUCUUAAUGAGAAGCAAGUAAGUAAACUCCAAGUUCUGGGCUGACAUUCUCCACCAACAGAUGCCACCAGAAAAGAAAUCAUCAUUGCAUUGCUCUUGGUGGAAUCUUGCUGUGCAGAAAUUGGCAUGACAAUGGCAGUCUGUUGGCUGUUAAAAGUGUUACUGGGUCACGUAGGCACAGUAGGCAUUGAACGCUGUCAUGUUGACCUUCAUAGCAAGAGGAUUCGAGUACAGGAGCAGGGACGUCUAGCUGUAAUUGUACAGGGACCUUGGUGAGACCACACCAGGAGCAUUGUGUGUGGUUUUGGUCUCAUCAUCUGAGGAAGAUGUUCUGGCGAUGGAGGGAGUGCAAUAUAGGGUUUCCCAGACUGACUCCUGGGAUGGCAGGACUGACUUAAUGAAGAGAGACUGGAUCAGUUAUAGGGCAAUAUUCACCGGAGGUCAGAAGAAUGAGGGAGGACCUCAUAGAAACCUGUAAAAUUCCAACAGGGGUGGACAGGGGAAACACAGGAAGGAUGUUCCUGAUGACAGAGGAGUUCAGAACCAGGGAUUGCGGUGGUCACAGUCUAAGAAUAUGGGAUAGGCCAUUUCAGACUGAAAUGAGAAAGAGUGGGGGAGCCUGUGGAAUUCUCUGCCAUCAGGCUGGAUGCUGUCAGCUAUUGCAGACCCCUGACUUAACCCGAAUCCUUCAAUGGCUCUUGUUUAGUUCUUUCGUCUACAAUUGGAUAGUUCAAGUCUCCAGUUCCCAGUCUUAAACACUUGCCAAUAUUUGGUCCAUCGCCAGUUUCUGUAUUAAAAUGCAAACAUGUUUUCACAAUUGCCAAACUGGCAUCAAUUUUGUUCCGAAACAUCUUUGUCAUUUCCAAUACGGAAAAAUUUUCCACAUCAUAUAUUUUGGUUGCCAAAUAUUUUUUGGUUUCCGCAAAAUUUGUCAUUGCUGGAGAGGUGAAAACUUAAUGAAGGUCAGCAUAAAGAUCCAAAGGAUAGGUACAAUGAGAGUUAGAUACAGAAUAAAUCUCCCUCAACACUGUUCCCAUUAAACACUCCCAGGACAGGGGCAGCACGGGGUUAGAUACAGAGUAAAUCUCCCUCAACACUGUCCCCAUCAAACACUCCCAGGACAGGGACAGCACGGGGUUAGACACAGAGUAAAUCUCCCUCAACACUGUCCCCAUUAAACACUCCCAGGACAGGGACAGCACAGGAUUAGGUACAGAGUAAAUCUCCCUCUACACUGUCCCCCAUCAAACACUCCCAGGACAGGGUCAGCACAGGAUUAGGUACAGAGUAAAUCUCCCUCUACACUGUCCCCCAUCAAACACUCCUGGGCCAGGUACAGCACAGAGAUAGAUACAGGUAAAUCACUCUGUACACUGUCUCCAUCAAACACUCUCAGGACAGGUUGAAUCAGAGAAUCCCUACAGUGUGGAAGCAGGCCAUUCAGCCCCUCAAGUCCACAACCCUCUGAAGAGCAUCCCACACUGACCCACCCCUCUACCCUUACAUUUCCCCAUGGCUAACCUACCUAACCUACACAGCCUUGGACACUCUGGGCAAUUUAACAUGGCCAAUCCAUCCUAACCUGCACAUCUUUGUGACUGUGGGAGGAAACCCACACAAGCAUAGGGAGAAACUCUCCACACAGACAAUUGUCCAAGGAUAGAAUCAAACCCAGGCCCCUGACACUGUCAGGGAACAGUGCUAACCACUGAGCCAUUGUGCAACAUUGUGCAGGUAUAGCACAGAGUUAAAUACAGAGUAAAGCUCCCUUUCAAAUAUCCUAUCAGGCAUAUCCAGGUAAAGCAUAGCACAAGCUGUACACAAAGUAAAGUUCAUCUAUAUCUUCUAAUCAGCCCUCUCUUGGCAAUUAAAGCAUAUGUUAGAUACAGACAAAAGCCUCUUCCAAACACAUAAAAGGGAAAAGUGUAUCUAAAGUAAACAUUUGUCCCUUAGGACAUGAGACUGUGGAAUUAACAAUAGGAGAAGAGGAAAUGACAGGGGCUUUAAACAAACAUCUUUGAUUUGUUUGCCUGUUGGAAAACACAAUAAGCAUUUGAAUAAACACUCUAAGCUGAAGCAACAAGAACAGUUGGAAGUCAGGUGACAUUGAGGCACUUCAAACAAAGAUUAUCACUAGAGAGAGUCUUUCUCAGUCUCCCCAAGGAAACUAGUAACACUAGCAGUGUAACUAAACCUGAUUCUUACAUUUCAGGGUCUUGAGAGAAGUGGUUGCAGAAAUGGUGGAUGCAUUGACUGCAAUCUUCCAAAAUUCCUUAGAUUCAGGGAAAUUCCCAUUGGAUUGGCAAACCACUGAUAUGUGGGAGACAGAAAGCACAAAACUAUAGGCCAGUUAACUGAACUCCUUCUGUUAGAAAAGUCCAGAAAUGCAUUAUUAGAUAAGUAGCAACAGGGCAUCUGGAAAUUCAUAAUAUAAUCAGGCAGAGUCAACAUGGUUUAGUGAAAGGAGAAUCAUUUCUUAAGAGCUCUUGAGGAUGUAAUAGGUGAACAUAGAGCAGUACAGCACAGGAAUGGGCCCUUCAGCCCAAAAUGUUGUGUCGAACGUUACACCAAAUUAAACUAAUCCCUUCUGCCUGCCCUUGGUCCAUAUCCCUCCAUUACUUGCAUAUUCAUGUGCUUAUCUUAAAGCCCCUUAAAUGCCCCUAUCGUAUCUGCCCCCACCAACACCCCUGGCAGCACAUUCCAGACUCCUACUAUCUCUGUAUAAAAAAACUUGCCCUUCACAUCCCCUUUGAACUUUCCCCCUCUCACUUUAAAUGCAUGCCCCCUAGUUUUAGGCAUUUCAACUCUGGGGAAAAAAUUCUGACCGUCAACCCUUUCUAUGCAUCUCAUAAUUUUAUGGACUUCUAUCAAGUCUCCCCUCAGCCUCUUCCGCUCCAGAGAAAACAGCCUGAGUUUUUCUAGCCUCUUCUUAUAGCUGAUACCCUCUAAUCCAGGCAGCAUCCUGGUAAACCCCUUCUGCACCCUCUCCAAAGCCUCCACGUCCUUCCUGUAAUGUGGCGACCAGAAUUGAACGCAAUACUCUAAGUGCUGCCUUACCAAAGUCUUAUAAAGGGUGGGAUAGACAAUGGGGAAGCAGUAGAUGCCAAGCCUUUGAGCUGCCAAAAGGGCAUUUGAUAAGGUGCCACCUAAACAAAAAGGCAAUUGCUUAAAAAUAAGAGCUUGUUGCGAUGAAGAGGGCAGGAGGAUGGGACUAACAUCAAUGAAGGAUUUAGUAAUUAACAGAAAAGGGGUCAGGGGAAAUGAUCAUUCUUGUGUCAACAAACAGUAACUAAAGAAGUGCUGCAGAGAUCAUUGCUGUGUCCUCUAGUGUUCACAAUCUAUAUUAAUACCUUGUCUGCGGGGACUGUCUGUGCUGUAGCCAACAUUGCUGACAAUGCAAAGAGAGUUGCUGGGAGAAAAGUACAUUUGAGAACGACACAGAAUGUCUGGAAAGGGAUAUAGACAGGUUGAGUGAGUGGGCAAACAUGUGUCAGAUGGAGCAUAGUGUGGAAAAAGUUGAGAUUAUCCACUUGGACAGAAAGGAUGGAAAAAAGUAGAAUAACAUUGAGUUGGACAAACACUGAAGUACGCUGUGGUGCAGAGGAAUCUGGGUGACUUUGUCAUACAUCGCAAAAGCUUAGCAUGCAGUUCCAACAAAUACUCGGAAAUGCAAACAGAUUGCUGUUCCUUAUUGAAAGGAGAAAACAGGAAAUUGUGUUUCAACUGUACAGGGCUUUGGUGAGAGCAUUAUGUACAGUUUUGGUCUCCUUAUGUAAGGAAGGAUCUUAUCCAUUGGAAGCAGUUUGGAGAAGAUUCUCUGGUCCCUGGGAAUGAAUUGGUUUUCUGGUGAGGAAGGUUGCACAGGUUCAGCCCAUAUCUAUUUGAAUUUAGAAGAACGAGAGGUGGCCUUAUUGAAACAUCUAAGAUGUUUAGGGGACUCGAUAGAGUAGGUGCUGAGAGGAGGAAUCUCAGGCUAGUGGUCACCCAAUGAAGACCAAUGAGAAGCAAUGUCUUCUUUCAGAGGGCUGUUUAAUGUUUAAAUUCUUGUCCACAGGGAGCUGAGGAGGUUGAACCCCUGUUCAAGGUUAUGACAGACUGAUUUAUGACCUACAGAGGAGUCAAAGGUUAUGGGGGUGGGGUGGGUGGGUGGCAGUCAGGCAAGAAAGUGGAUUUGUAGCCAAGAUCUCAUCAGCUGUAAUCUGACUGAAUAACAGAGCAGCCUCAAUUGGCCAAAUGGCCUACUCUUCUUCCUAUUAUGUUCCACACCGUUCCAUCAUGGCCGUACCUCUGACCUUCCUUGACCUCCCACCCCUGAGGUCUCCUGGGGAGCAGUUUGAGGUCAUGUCAAACGCAUGGGUAAAGCACAUUUGAAACAAAAGCACCGCAAAUUUCAAUGGCGUCAACUGGAUUGGAGGCCAGGACCCACAAUGCAUCUGUGAUAAAGUCGCACCCUGUGACCAUCUCCCUGGAAUGGAGAAGCCACUCCCAAAGAUUGUAUCGAAAGCAAAAGGGAGCAAGAGAGGGAUGGGAGAGAGGGAGGGAGGGAGGAUGGACAGAAGUUUGCAUUGGCAUGGCACCUUUCAUGACCUCAGGACAUCCCAAAGCACUCAACGGCCAAUGAGACACUUCGUGAAGGAAAGUCGCUGCUGUAAUGUAGGAAACACGGCAGCCAGUUUGUGCACAGCAAGAUCCCACGAACAGCAAAGUGACAAUGGUCAGCUCGAAGGGCCUGUUUCCACACUGUAAGGAUUCUCUGAUUCUCAUCUGUUUUAUUAAUGCUGGCCACAGGAUAAAUAUUGACCGGGACACACGAGAGAACUCUCCAGCUCUCGGUCCAACGUUGCCAAGGAGAGGUCUCACACCCACCUGGCCAUUACUGCCUGGAAUCAGUCGGUUACUUCUCUUGAUCCCAUGCAGUGAUGACUGUUGGGAAAUGCCUUGGGGUAGGGUCAGUAUUGGGUUUGGCCAUUAUGGACUUGCCACAACAGUGCGCCAUUUUGCCCCAGUCAUCCCAAUACCACCCAUACCUCAUACAUGAAGAACUGCCACUUGACUGAAUGAGUUGCACUGGGUCUUCGUUUUAUUACCAACCAUUUACACGAUUCACUGUUCACCUUGCUUGCUUGAAGCUUUGGAUGUUAAAAUUCUGGUGUAUGAAAUAAUAAAUGUUUCUCUGUGUUAGA
Messenger RNA from Rhincodon typus (whale shark), 13349 nucleotides. RefSeq names its product prostaglandin I2 receptor (gene ptgir). Gene Ontology annotation, molecular function: prostacyclin receptor activity. Bases 1035 to 2099 code for a protein of 354 amino acids. Gene Ontology annotation, biological process: inflammatory response; adenylate cyclase-activating G protein-coupled receptor signaling pathway; positive regulation of cytosolic calcium ion concentration. Gene Ontology annotation, cellular component: plasma membrane. The record is from RefSeq and is a predicted model, not a curated record. NCBI's taxonomy places the organism in Eukaryota, Metazoa, Chordata, Chondrichthyes, Orectolobiformes, Rhincodontidae. The transcript has 2 exons.